CUACAAGUCUCCAUUGUGCCCACAUCUGCCCUGCUUCAGAUGGGCAGUGACCCCGUGCUGGUGAAGACCCCGGCUCCCCUGGGGUCCACUGCUGACAGCCUCAGGGUCUUGGAUGGGCAGCUUCGUGCCAAGGCGCCAAUCAAGCCAGCUCGAACACCUUCACUUGUGCUGGACGGUCCCCAACAUAAGGGAGCACCCACUGGCCACAGGUGCCCAGAACUGGGGCCCCCAUGGUGGGGGUUCCAUGAGGAGGAGGACAGACGUUUUGCAAGACCACAGGCCGAGGUCUCUUUCUGGCCCCUUGACACCCUUUCCUGCCUGCUGGGCCCCCAGAAUCGGCCUCUGGAACCCGUCCUCAGAGGCCUGUUUCUAGGGCACCAUCCUGGGAGCAGCCUCCACCUGCUGUUGGUGGCCAGGCCACGGGCCGCCUGGGAGUGACCAGGGCUCAGCGUGGUGCCGUGGGUCGCCUCUGUCCUGGAGCUGCUCACACCUCCCCACGGGCACUGCUUGAGGUUGGAACUGCUGGAGAGGUG
Molecule: messenger RNA, 533 nt
Organism: Manis pentadactyla (Chinese pangolin)
Lineage: Eukaryota; Metazoa; Chordata; Mammalia; Pholidota; Manidae
Gene: SH2D3A
Product: SH2 domain containing 3A
Biological process (GO): positive regulation of peptidyl-serine phosphorylation
Source: RefSeq, a predicted model, not a curated record